Molecule: messenger RNA, 2944 nt
Organism: Portunus trituberculatus (swimming crab)
Lineage: Eukaryota; Metazoa; Arthropoda; Malacostraca; Decapoda; Portunidae
Product: zinc finger FYVE domain-containing protein 1-like
Exons: 16
Coding region: 469-2583 (704 amino acids)
Molecular function (GO): metal ion binding
Source: RefSeq, a predicted model, not a curated record
AGGGGGUGAGAGGCGCCAGGCAGGGCGGGGGCGGCGGAGAAGUGUUUGGCGCGAGAAACAUUACACCAUGACAUUACCGCUGACGGGUCUCUGUCAGGCUCUCAAGGUCGAUAUCUUGUAUGACGCACACCACCUCCCUUGCCUUACCUGAGGAGUACUGCCGCCCACGCAGCCUCCAGGGGCGUGCAGCGAGCUUGAGUGACGCGACCUGCAGGCAGUGGCAGCCCGGGGCAGUAGUGCGGGGGCGUCACGAGCUGGGAUGACAACCCCCCCUCAAGUGAUAAACAUGACUCGUGAAACCCGUGCUGCUUAACAAAGAAUAGUCCAGAAAAGGCGUCUUUGUUGACAUUUUGGUUUGGAAUGCCUGGAGGCCCCUUGCUUACUUUCUCACAUCCACUUUCUCUCGCUCACUGCCCCAAGGGGUGAGGCAGCAGCGUGUUGCAGGCAGCCCUGGUGUGGUGAGUGGUGAUGGAGCCACGACGCAGUGGCCGGGGCUCAACGGGAGGAGGACCAGGCGUCGCUUACAGCCUCAGGAUAGAGAAUGCUGCAGGCAUGUCUCGCAUCCCUGCAAGUCUGUCCAUUCCAUCCUCCUCUGGUCCUGCUAUCAUGAGCUCUCUGGCCUCUGACUCUCCCUGUGACACCUACUUCAAUUCCAUGGCAUCUCAGCAGAGCAGCAUGGCGCCAGACAUCCUCAACACACAGGAAAUGCGCAGUGUUGACUUGGAGCCUGUGGAAAAAAAGUGCUUCAAGCUUAUCAAUGAGAAAGAGGAGCUGCAGGUGAAGAAUGCCAAAGAGUUGCUUAGUAAGAUGGGAUGUUCCAGUGACAAGAACCUCUACAUCAAGGUGGUCUCCAUAUUUGGCAACACCGGCGAAGGAAAGUCAUACACACUGAAUGAAAUUUUCUUCAAUGGUGCUGAAGUCUUCAAGACGAGUGCCAACCAGAGUUCCUGUACCUUGGGUGUGUGGGGAGCGUACGACCCCUUCACCAAAGCGCUCGUCCUGGACACUGAGGGCAUGCUUGGCAUCAGUAACAGCUCCAAGCAGCGGAAACGCCUUCUGCUUAAGGUUCUUGCCAUUUCCGACAUCAUCAUCUACAGGACUCGGGCAGAACGACUCAAUACUGACAUGUACAAAUUUUUAGCUGAGGCCUCACGAGCAUACACCAAGUACUUCCGUGGUGACCUUGAGGCCGUGGCACGCAAGGCGGAGUGUGACUGUAUCUUUGGGCCCCCUGUCUACAUAUUCCAUGACACCCGACACACCAACGUCCUCACAGAAGAGAUGGGCCAGAAACCCGAGGAGCAGCUCAAGGAAAACUUCACCAAGCAGGACCUCAAGAUUGACGGCUUCAACAGCAUCCACUACAUUGGUGAGCGGAACAACGGAAGGGACACAGACUUCAAGAGGAUCAAGAAGGUGGUGUUUGAGGAGCUGGACAAUAUCAACGUCAGAUCACCACGUCAACCUAAAAUUAUUCUAGACAUGUUAGAUACCAUCAACAAAAAGUUCAGUGGGCAGAUACAGAGCAGCGAGCCAGCCUUCCCUGACGAGUACUUCACCUGCACCAGUGUGUGUGAGGCAUGUCAGUCCCGCUGCUGUCUCUUCAUGAACCACUACAAGCACGACAACGGCUCCAAGCACCACCAUGCUGAGCGCCAGUGUAAAUACCACCACAAAUUUGAUAAUAAGGUGUUCAUAUGCCGGAAGUGUGACUCUGAAGGGGAGCGCCGCCUGGUGGUGCCCAAGACAGCCUCCGCCAAGGACAGCACGUGGCUUGGCCUUGCUAAGUUUGCUUGGUCAGGGUACGUGUUGGAGUGUGAGAAGUGUGGCAUCAUCUACCGCAGCCGCCAGUAUUGGUAUGGCAAUGAGUCGCCAGACAGGACGGUGGUGAAGGAGGAGUACCAGCAUGUGUGGCAGGGCAGCGUCAUGGGCAGCACUGCACACGCUGGCCGACAGGUCCUGGAGGGCAUGGCAGCGCUGGGUUCGGCCAUCUCCACCAUAUCCACACCUCCAGCCAAGGUCGUCUCAGCUUGGCUCACCAACCAAGUCAACCCGACCUACUGGAAGCCAAACCAUCUGUGCACUCACUGUAAGAUCUGCCAGGUGGGAUUGGACACCAUCCACCACUGCCGCAAGUGUGGAGACGGUUUCUGUGAUCCUUGCUCUGAUGACAAGAUGCCGGUGCCUGAGCUGGGCUGGGGGGAGGAGCCAGUCAGAGUGUGCAAGAACUGCUACAAGGCCAGAAAUAGUGAGACAGGACAGGUUGAGGAUUAUGAGUGGUCGAGUGAUGCACAGACGGUGCGCGCCCGGCAGGUCACCGAGGUGAUCUCCGGCACACUGGCCACGGUGGCAAAGUACCCGCUGGACUUCCUGAAGGACAGUGCCCGGCCAUCAUACUGGGUGCCAGACGACAUGAUCAGUGAGUGUGUGGUGUGCAGCGCAGAGUUUGGGCCGCGCCUCCCCCUCCACCACUGCCGGGCAUGUGGCCAGGGUGUGUGUAGCAGCUGCUCCCCAAACCUCCGAGCCGUGAAGGAGCGCGGCUGGGACCACCCAGUCAGAGUGUGCAACAACUGCAUCAAGUAGUAAACACUUGGUUUUUACAUUUUCAAAGUGAACGUCACCAAAUUUUUUCUGAAAUAUUGUACGUUAGAGUAAUAGAAAAGAAAUAUCCUCAGGAAUAUAUAAUUUUAAAAGCUCUGAAGUUUAUGCAGAUUAUUUUUUAUUUCUUGAAUUAUACCCAGGGGUGUGGAGUCGGAAUUGAGGAGUCAGCUACUUUUGGCCGGAAUCAGAGUCGGUAAAAAUAUGAGUGACUCCGACUCCUUUACGUGAUAAAUUUUCGAGUAAAGAUUCCACUUCAUGGAGAUUGGAGAUUCCUACAAAUUGGGAGAAAUUGACUUUGUGGAGGAUGUGUCCAAUCAAGCAUUAUAUAUAAAGAUAAUUUGUA